AUGGAGGCUCUACCGACACGAAAAUUAUGUUCGACAAUUAAUGAUUGCAAACAAACGGCUGCCACUAAUUGCGAAGGUUGUUCACAAUCUUUUUGUACUAAACAUUUUCUCGAGCAUCGUCAUUUACUCAGCGAAGAAAUGAAUGUAAUCAUAAGUGAACAUAGUCAUCUUCAACAUACAUUCAAACAAUCAAUAGAAUGUGAUUUACAUCCUUUCGUAAAACAAAUUGAUGAAUGGGAAAAAGAAUCGAUCGUUAAAAUUCAACAAAAAGCAGAAAAAUUACGACAAGAAUUAUUUCAAUUAAUAUCAAUUCGUAAUAAUGAAAUUUUAAGUAUACUUCAACAAUUAUCCGAAGAUUUGAAUGAAAAUCGAAAAAAUGAGAAUUUCAUUGAGAUGGAUCUUCAACAGUGGAAAAUUACUCUAGAAAAUCUAAAAACAAAACUUGAUUCAUCAUCAACAACAUUUUCAUUUGAUAUACAUGAUGAUUUACCACUAGUACAGAAUAUUUCUAUUAUAUUUACAAUAGAAAAUGAAUUAUUUGAAAAAGUAUUUGAUAAUAUUGUACAGAUUAAACAAUACGGACAAGUAGCGAUUCAUGAUACAUCAUAUAAUUAUACAGAAAUUCGAGGAAAAAAUGAAUAUACAACUGGUCAUCAUAAAAUUCGUCUAUAUAUUGAACAAUCUGCUGAUAAAUGGACAUUUCUAGGAAUUACAUCGAAAUCAAUACUUUUACAAAAACAGUCAACUAGUUCAAAAUCAUCUUAUGGAUGGGCUAAUAAUAAUUAUUUUUUGUUAAAUGGAGAAUGUCAAUUAAAUAGAUCCAGUCCUCGUAUUGAGAUGAAAACAAAUGAUAUAAUUACUUUAAUAUUUGAUUGUGAUAAUCAUAAAAUUUUCAUGAUCAAUGAACGAACAAAUACAAAGUAUGAAUUAAUUGUCAAUAUCAAUCAUUGUCCAUUUCCUUGGCAAUUUCAUGUCAAUCUAUAUGAAGCAAAUAGUUGUAUACGCAUUUUAUCCGCUUAA
Messenger RNA from Rotaria sordida, 1020 nucleotides. NCBI's taxonomy places the organism in Eukaryota, Metazoa, Rotifera, Eurotatoria, Philodinida, Philodinidae. The record is from the annotation of a GenBank genome assembly.